GUAUUUGGACAGUUGGGUAGAUACUGAUAUGUCUUUCUGUAUACACACAGAGUGGAGUAACCAGUCUCUAUUAUGUUUUUAUUCUGUUGUAAUUCUUUGAAAUGUGUAUCAGUCCUUUUAUCCCUGUACCAGUGACUCAGUAUGUGUUUAUUUUGCAGAUGGUCACCAUUACAAAUUCCUGUAGCUUUGCUGUGCAUGACUUUUUGCUCAAACUCUCCAGACAUGGUUACAGUAUGGAUGGAGAUGUGUCCGGUGGAGUGGCUGGUACCCUGCAAACUGCGACCGUCCUGGAUAUGCAGCAGCGAGUUGCAGUGAGGUUGCAGGAUAUGGAGGAAAACAACAGAUAACAGCUACAACCAACGGGUCUGGUUACAACAAGCGGAACAGAAAAGACAAUAUCCCGCUGUCGGAACAUAACAGUGUAACACACAGCGGAAGUAAACAACACGGGAGCUAGUCGCGUUAACUGGUUGGUGUCUUGUGCUUGGAAGAAGUCUCUCAGUAGGACACGGAGAUAUCUUACUCGUAAUUAAGCAACGAUGUCUUCAGUUCAGUGUUUACGAGAGUUAAUGAACGAGCGACUAACUGCUGCUGCUGAAGAAAUAUUCCGAGUUUUUCAAGAAACUAUCUCAGAGUACGAGAAAGAGAUCAACCGUCAGCGCAUAUUGCUGGAUAUCGUUUGGAAACCUGAAAUAAAAUUACACAGAACAGAGCUCCAACAGCAACAUGUCUGUAAGGAGGAGGAGGUUCUCGCUGACCAGCAGCUCUGUGACCAGGAGAGGAACUCCAGUCUGGACCAAGAGGACCCAGAGCCUCCACAGAUUAAAGAGGAACAGAAGGAACUCUGUACCAGUCUGGACCAAGAGGACCCAGAGCCUCCACAGAUUAAAGAGGAACAGGAGGAACUCUGCACCAGUCUGGAGGGAGAACAGCUGGUGCUGAAGCAGGAGACAGAAACCUUUAUGUUGACUCCUACUUGUGAUGAAAGUGAAGAUCAGACUCUGGACUUGAGUCCUGAUGAAGCUCAGAGAGAAGCAGAGAAAGAGCAUGUUGUCAGCAUGUCAGUUAAAAGUUCUGUGGAACCAGAACCAAACAGUGACGAUCAGCUGCUCUCUCACAACUCUGAUGUAGCUGAGAGCCAAGAUCACAAAGGAGGCAAACAUGGAGACUCAGGAUCAACUAGAAAAGCAGAGCCAAAACUAAAGAAGAGACAUUACAGAAGCAAAAAUCACACUAACAAUGAAGACAACUCUACCACAAUAAAGAUUCACAGUAAUACUGAUACAGGGGAAAAGUCCUUCAAGUGCGACAUUUGUGGGAAAUCUUUUAUGUGCAAGUCCAUCUUGCACAGACAUCUAAGAGUCCACACAGGUGAGAAGCCGUAUCCAUGUAAUACCUGUGAGAAAAGAUUCUCUCAGCUAGGUGCAUUAAAAGUGCAUCUGAGAGUUCACACAGGUGAGAGGCCCUACCCAUGUAACACUUGUGAGAAAAGGUUCUCUGAGCUGGGCAAAUUAAAAGUACAUAUGAGAAUCCACACAGGUGAGAAGCCGUACUCAUGUAACACUUGUGGGAAGAGAUUCUCUCAGCUUGGUGCGUUAAACCUGCAUAUGAGAACACACACAGGUGAGAAGCCGUACCCCUGCAACACCUGUGGGAGAAGAUUUAGUGACAUGACAACAGUGAAAAGGCAUAUAAGAACACACACAGGGGAAAAGCCGUACACAUGUAACACUUGUGAGAAAAGAUUCUCUGAGCUGUGCGCAUUGAAACGACAUAUGAGAGUCCACACAGGGGAGAUGUCAUACAGUUGUACAACUUGUGGGAGAGAGUUCAGGCGUAGACAUCACUUGAAGUUCCACAUGAGAAGUCACGCAGUGGGAAAAGAUUCUGUCAGAUUUCAGACUUGAAAAGGCACAUAAGAAUUCAUUCAGAUUAGAAGCUGCAUAAUUACAAAACAUGCAGAAGAGCUUUGUGGUGACUUUACAAUCUACAUGAGAAGAACCUGCUGCAACACAGAAAAGAUUCUGUCAUGCGUCUGAAUUGGAAAAGCAUAUAAGAGUCCACACAAGCAGGUAGCCUUGUAUUUGUGACACGUUCCAGAGGAUUCAGUUGUGAUUAUGGAUAAAACACACAAGAACACAUAAUGGCAGCACAUGUCAACAAAAACAAUCCAUAAACAGGACAAACAAUUGAGCUGAA
Messenger RNA from Thunnus maccoyii (southern bluefin tuna), 2199 nucleotides. RefSeq names its product zinc finger protein 34-like. The transcript has 3 exons. Gene Ontology annotation, molecular function: RNA polymerase II cis-regulatory region sequence-specific DNA binding; DNA-binding transcription factor activity. NCBI's taxonomy places the organism in Eukaryota, Metazoa, Chordata, Actinopteri, Scombriformes, Scombridae. Bases 540 to 1907 code for a protein of 455 amino acids. The record is from RefSeq and is a predicted model, not a curated record. Gene Ontology annotation, biological process: regulation of transcription by RNA polymerase II.